AUGGCUAGCAACUGGGGCCGCCUUGCUAGAGAUUCCUUGUCUCCCUACAGACAGGAAUCGAAUGAAAUCGCCGAUGUUGUCGAACGUCUAAUGAAGGAGCGUGAGCAAGGUCGACAACAGAGAGCCUGGUUGCAUUUAGCUGAUGUCGAAGCCCGUCUCGAGGCCGCCAACAAACAAGUGACUGAUCUCAAAGAAAGCCUCCAGGCCUCGCAGCACCGCGUCGCUGAAGUUGAGGCCAGUGCUGCUCAGGCUAAAGUCGAUGCUGCUCGUCGCAUCGCUCGGCUCAAGACAAAGUUCAAAGCCGGUGCUCGUCUGUGGAUUCAACUCUGCAAGGCAUUUCAAGAGACCGGCAACGAUACCGCCUCAACUGACGCUCAUGCCGAAAACGAGAGUGCUGGAUCCGCCGCUGACGUCAACUCGUCUGCCAAUGCCGAAGAGCAAAGCAACCAACCUGAGCAACAGGUGUCUCCCAGCAGCUCAAACACCACCGCCAACACACUAAUCAAAAGAGAGGAAAGUCCUCUUCAUCUUUCCGUCGCUAGUUAUCAACCAAGCGAAGGAAGCGGGAUGAGCUACAUCUCCCUCCCGCCCUUUAAUGGAGGAAAUUCGCGACUACGUUAUUGCGACAGCAUCUCAAAUAGCGAUGGAAGCGCCGUCUCCAGCAUGUCUGAGGAUGUAGAGAUAAAGCAACAGCACGAAGCGCCCAGCAACAAUAACGGCGUAAGACGCUUCAGCGGUAUAUCGCCCGAUGACCUGCUAGUCGAUGAAAUCUAUGGGAUUGAGCGCGAGAGACGUCGGGAGUUGAAAGAAGAGGAUGAAGCUAUCAACGGGCGUGGCGAAGGCGGUGCCAAGCGUCAACGAACAGAGUAG
Fusarium fujikuroi IMI 58289 is the source of this 870-nucleotide messenger RNA. RefSeq lists its product as uncharacterized. Lineage: Eukaryota; Fungi; Ascomycota; Sordariomycetes; Hypocreales; Nectriaceae. Bases 1 to 870 code for a protein of 289 amino acids. The record is from RefSeq and is a predicted model, not a curated record. The transcript has a single exon.